UUGUCGCACCACCAAAAUACACGUAGUGCCGGGUCGUCUAAAAAUAACAGCUCAUAUACAACACAGUUACAGUAGACAACCAUUGAAACCACAACCGUAAAGAGAGAAGUGGACAGACAGCAGACAUGGAAACGCGAACGCGUACACAAUAUUAUCGACGGAGGUCAACAAGAGUAAAGUGUAUCGUGGCAGUAGUUAUCCUGAUCGUGCUAGUUGUCAUAGUUGUCACGGUAGUGGCUGUGACCGUGACAAACGCAAACAGGCGUGCGGAAAGCACAGCUACCCAAGCCCCCCAGCCUGGGGUAACCACACGAAAAGCCCUGUCCACUGAGCCAACCCCGACGACAUUUGUUGCUCCAUCCAAGACUGAGAAUGUAACGCUGUCGUUUCCAGUCUUCACUCGUGACAGGUUGGAGGUUGUACUCAACGUGUCGUUCCAGUACCACAUCAGCCCAGAGAAUUUCCAACAGCUCUACGCUAUCUACGGAUCGGGCUAUGGGUGGGCGCUGGAGUCGAGCGCCGUUGACGAGUUGAAGGGCGUAGGGCCGGAGUUCAGCGUCCGUGAGUACGCCGCUGAUGAUCAGGACAUUAAACGUGCGCUGUAUGAUGGUCUCAGAAGACGACUUGAGGGGACGUGUUGUAAGCCGUCCUGCGAGACGCUGCCGGAAGGUUGUCUUGAGGACUGUGUACUUCCAACUCAAUGUACAGAUCAGCAACGAGGUCUGUAUGUCGAUGCAGUCAUUCUGUGGUCAUAUGCCGCGGAGAUUCCUGGAUUUGUUCUUGACCGCUUGCGUGAAAUCACAGCGUACGAAGUAUCGUCCCGACCGCUCUAUACCAACAACGCUUUUCAGUGAGACUCACCUGCCACAGCAUUAUACGAGGAAUAACCCUCGCCGUUGACUUUUCCCUCAAGAUAUUUACACCUUGUUUGUUGAAGAACAACUAAUUAGCUGUCUAGUGAUACCAUAACUAUUGCUACAUAGGUUUUUGCUCCAAAGAUAUGCCACGAUACAGAUGACAGUUUAGCCUACUGCCAAACUUUUGAGAAAAGUUUUGAAAAUACGGUGGUACAUAGUACAUCGCCGUUGGCGCUCAGGCUGAAUGAAACACGUUAUAAUUAUUA
This is a messenger RNA of Patiria miniata (bat star), 1123 nucleotides long. RefSeq lists its product as uncharacterized. The transcript is spliced from 5 exons. Bases 126 to 854 code for a protein of 242 amino acids. NCBI's taxonomy places the organism in Eukaryota, Metazoa, Echinodermata, Asteroidea, Valvatida, Asterinidae. The record is from RefSeq and is a predicted model, not a curated record.